Molecule: messenger RNA, 1170 nt
Organism: Juglans microcarpa x Juglans regia
Lineage: Eukaryota; Viridiplantae; Streptophyta; Magnoliopsida; Fagales; Juglandaceae
Product: protein DEHYDRATION-INDUCED 19 homolog 4
Exons: 5
Coding region: 241-903 (220 amino acids)
Source: RefSeq, a predicted model, not a curated record
ACGGUGGUCAUAAAGACACUGAACCCCCAAACCCAAAAGCUCUGUAGACAGUCUCUCUGUUUCCUCGUUCCUUCCUCUGCACCUUUUACCCGCUUUCUUCCUCUUUUCUUUUCUAGGGUUUCAUAGAAAGUUUUUUCACUGACUUUCAAAGUCCUCGAUUCUCCUUGUAACACUACCGGAUUCUCGCGUUUAAUACCGCAGUUUUCUGCAGCUCUCUUGGAUUCGAUCCAACAUCGAGAAAUGGACUCCGAUUCGUGGCAUACUCGUCUCUCCACUUCCUCGAAGCGCUAUCAGUCUCGCUCGGAUCUGUUCUUUGGAGGAGGUCAUGAUGAAAUUGACGUGGAAGAGGACUCGAGGGCCGAGUUUCUCUGCCCGUUUUGCGCUGAGGAUUACGAUGUCGUCGGGCUUUGUUGCCACAUCGAUGAGGAGCAUCCUCGGGAAGCCAAGAAUGGGGUAUGUCCAAUUUGUGCGAAGAGGGUGGGAAUGGAUAUUGUUGGCCAUGCUACAACGCAACACGGGAGUUUUCUAAAGGUGCAGCGCAAGAGGAGAUUCAGAAAAGGUGGUUCUAAUUCGACAUUUUCACAAUUGAGGAAAGAGUUAAGAGAAGGAAAUUUACAAAUCCCUUUUGGAGGAGGAUCCUCUUGCAUUGUUUCCUCAAAUACAGAACCAGAUCCUUUGUUGUUAUCAUUUAUGUAUAAUGCGCGUGUAGUUGAUGAAUCUGUGGAUGUUCAGUCUUGUUCUUUGGUGGAAACAAGCUCUGUACACAAAAGCUCAAAGGAGGAUUUCUUGGAACGAACUCCACGACACACUAUGUUGUCUGAUGAGGACCAAGAGGAGAAGACUCGGAAAUGUGAGUUUGUCCAAGGACUGUUGAUGUCCACCAUUCUUGAUGAUAAUAUGUGAGUUAAGAACAGUAUGCGCGGAAGACCUGCCAAACCUAUAUUAGGACUGGAAAUAAAAAAUUAAGAUGGAAGAAGGUGAGAUUCCAUUAUGUUACUUCUAGUGGUAGUGGUUAUAGGUCGGGGGAAAUGUCUUUUGUUGUAAUUAGAAUUAUGUGUAUAAUCAAAAGAUGGAAGAACUUAUUCCUGUCUUUGCCUCCUCCUUUAUACACUUUUAAUUAAUCUAAGUUGUAAACUUGAAAGUGCAUUAAGGAAUUUCAGAAUUUUGGAA